AUGCAUGGCCUAACGCCGUGCCACGGCUCGGUGCCAUCGUUGCAACCGCCGAUGUACGUGCCCUUGACCCAAACGGAUGGCGCGGACGUCUUCCGCGUCUUGGCCUCGAGCGCCUCCCUGUGCUCGGCAAUCGGGAGCAGCGUGAAGUCGAUGCCCUCCGCCCUCAGCGCCACCUCCGCCUUGCGGCAGUACGGGCACGCGGGGUCGUCGAAGAAGACGACGUCGGCCGACCUGAUGGCGUCCUCGAGCGCGGCCACGCCCGGGCCCGCCGCGCUGCCCCAGCCGAACACGCGCCCGGCCCGCCGGCGCACGCCCGCCGCCGCCAGGCAGCGCCGCCCCCGCCGCUGCGCGGCCGCCCGCCGCAGGCCCGCCGCGCCCCACCUGGGGGACCCAAAGCAUGCCGAUGCCGCUGUGCUUCAAGGGGCCCAAGGACACACACAAAUAAAUACACACAAAUAA
Prorocentrum cordatum is the source of this 459-nucleotide messenger RNA. The record is from the annotation of a GenBank genome assembly. Lineage: Eukaryota; Dinophyceae; Prorocentrales; Prorocentraceae.